Molecule: messenger RNA, 2935 nt
Organism: Rattus rattus (black rat)
Lineage: Eukaryota; Metazoa; Chordata; Mammalia; Rodentia; Muridae
Gene: Cd4
Product: CD4 molecule
Exons: 9
Coding region: 29-1402 (457 amino acids)
Biological process (GO): positive regulation of ERK1 and ERK2 cascade; cell adhesion; T cell activation
Cellular component (GO): membrane raft; external side of plasma membrane
Molecular function (GO): MHC class II protein binding; coreceptor activity; protein tyrosine kinase binding
Source: RefSeq, a predicted model, not a curated record
AGGUCCCCAUCCGCUCAAGCAGGCCACCAUGUGCCGAGGCUUCUCUUUCAGGCACUUGCUGCCGCUGCUGCUCCUGCAGCUGUCAAAACUCCUAGUUGUCACCCAAGGAAAGACCGUGGUGCUGGGGAAAGAAGGGGGUUCAGCAGAACUGCCCUGUGAAAGUACCUCGAGGAGGAGUGCAUCCUUCGCGUGGAAGUCCUCUGACCAAAAGACAAUUCUGGGCUAUAAGAACAAGUUAUUGAUUAAAGGUUCGCUUGAGCUGUAUAGUCGUUUUGAUUCCAGAAAAAAUGCAUGGGAGAGAGGAUCAUUUCCCCUCAUCAUCAAUAAACUUAGGAUGGAGGACUCUCAGACUUAUGUCUGCGAGCUGGAGAACAAGAAAGAGGAGGUGGAGUUGUGGGUCUUCAGAGUGACCUUCAAUCCGGGUACCAGACUGUUGCAGGGGCAGAGGCUGACCCUGAUCUUGGAUAGCAACCCUAAGGUCUCUGACCCCCCGAUAGAGUGCAAACACAGAGGCAGUAACAUUGUCAAGGACUCCAAAGCUUUCUCCACGCACAGCCUAAGGAUUCAGGACAGUGGCAUCUGGAACUGCACCGUGACCCUGAACCAGAAGAAGCACUCAUUUGACAUGAAACUCUCAGUGCUGGGCUUUGCGAGCACAUCCAUCACGGCCUAUAAGAGUGAGGGGGAGUCAGCGGAGUUCUCCUUCCCACUCAGCCUUGGAGAGGAAAGCCUGCAGGGAGAGUUGAGAUGGAAGGCAGAGAAGGCUCCUUCCUCCCAGUCCUGGAUCACCUUCUCCCUAAAGAACCAAAAGGUGUCUGUGCAGAAGUCUACCAGCAACCCCAAGUUCCAGCUGUCCGAAACGCUCCCACUCACCCUCCAGAUACCCCAGGUCUCCCUUCAGUUUGCUGGUUCUGGCAACCUGACCCUGACUCUGGACAGAGGGAUACUGUAUCAGGAAGUGAACCUGGUGGUGAUGAAAGUGACUCAGCCCGACAGCAACACUUUGACCUGUGGGGUGAUGGGACCUACCUCACCCAAGAUGAGACUGACCCUGAAGCAGGAGAAUCAGGAGGCCAGGGUCUCCAAGCAGGAGAAAGUGAUUCAAGUGCAGGACCCUGAAGCAGGGGUGUGGCAAUGUCUACUGAGUGAAGGUGAAGAGGUCAAGAUGGACUCCAAGAUCCAGGUUUUAUCCAAAGGGUUGAACCAGACAAUGUUCCUGGCUGUCGUGCUGGGGAGCGCCUUCAGCUUUCUGGUUUUCACGGGGCUCUGCAUCCUAUUCUGUGUCAGGUGCCGGCACCAACAGCGCCAGGCAGCACGGAUGUCUCAGAUCAAGAGGCUUCUCAGUGAGAAGAAGACUUGCCAGUGCUCCCACCGGAUGCAGAAAAGCCAAAAUCUCAUCUGAGGAGGCCUGGGCCCCACCUGCAGCCCCGCCUGUGUCCUGUCGCUGACCCAGGCCUGUGGACCAGAUGAAUGUAGCCCACACAGUGCCUCUGGCCUCCUGCUUUUCUCUUCCACAACUGGCCACGGUUUCUCUGCCUCUGUUCCCACGCCCGUUGGCUGAGCUUGCGCUCGGCUGUGUUUCAGACACUCAAGCACACCCAGCCAGCUUAUUGAUCCUCUGUAGCUGCCUUUACGCCAGAGCCCAGCCCUUCUCUGACUAACAUCCUGGAUCUUCUUUCCAGCUGUCUGCUUGGAUCUAAGGGCACCUGACCUGGAUGGUAGGACUGGUGUCUGGAAACACACAGCACAGUUCAGGAGAGAGCUCUGGGACCAGGCUGAGUGGGGGCCUCACGCACGUCACACAUCCUUUCAGGGGCAGAUGCAGUCUGAAGAGGGCCCGCCGGAAGUCAGCCUCGGCUUCCCUGGCUGUCUGCUUCUUGUUUGAGGGGGCAAGACCAGACUCACAUUCUGACUAGCUCAACGACACAUGUCCAGACCACCUGCACACGGCCACACACCUGUCCAUAUAUCGGAACAGCAUAUCUUAAUUCGUAAGCCAGUUUAACGUCCUGGGUGUUUGACCCUCACAGAAACCUUACAUGUGGGUUAGCACGAUGGCUCAGUAGUAGAAAGCUCUUGCUGCCAAGUGUGGUGACCUGAGUUCGAUUCUUGAGAGCGGAAGUAGAGAAUCGACUCUUGAAAGCCGUCCCCAUGUGUGUGUGGUGACCCUCAUGUGUACACACACACACACACACACACACACACACACACACACACACACGCACGCACGCUGAAACCCUACAAGCUGACAGUGACAGCCAAGAUGGCAGAGAGAACCAAUCAUCCCUAGUAAAAUGGAACGUGGGUUGAAUGAACAAGUGCUGAUGUGGGACCAACCCAGAACUUCUGAUCCCUAGAACCUCUGUGUGAGAGACAGGGAUGACCGCCACACAGAUCUCUGAGCAAGUCCUAGGCACCAAGGACACACAGGAGCAUAGCCCAGGCGGAGAUCAUGAGAGGAUGGAGAGCUUGUUUCAAAUCCUCCUUGACCACUGCUGUCCGGCCGUUUACCAAAGGACAAAACCCUGCUUCUCUUAGAGUGAGGCUGGGAGAGAUACAGAGAGACCCGCCCCUCAGUGUGUGCAGAGCCUGGGAAGUGAGCAGUGCCGGGGUCCUUCAUGGAGAGCACUGUGGCAGGUGGUACCUUCCGUCCUUCCCACACAUCCGGGGAGGUCAGGGGCCUAAGGACUCGCUCCGCUGGUCUUGAUCUGUUCCUCUCAGAUUCUCAGCCUCCUCUGCCUCUUUCUGAUUUCUGGCUUUAGGAUCUCCUGUCCCCCUCCCAACCCCUUUCCCUGUUUUCCUAUUUUCUUCCCAGCUGGCCUCUUCUAGAAACAUCCCCUCCCCAUUUCUCCUCAUUGCUCGCUUCUUAUUUUUGCCCACUCCCCACUCCUGCUUCCUGAGCUGACAGGAAAAUAAAGGCUAUAAAUAAAAUGCA